GGCUGUGUGGUGAAGGAGGAACUCACUGUUCUUAUAAAAAGCUGCUGGAUGUGCUGAGAGCUGCUGAGUGAGAAUGGCACAGAACGGAACAGCGGAGAAUGGAGUGGUUUUCCCCCAGCCGGCCAAAGUGCACGACAUCCAACAUACCAAGAUUUUUAUCAACAAUGAGUGGCACACAUCCAGCAGCAGUCGAACAUUUCCGACCUUCAAUCCAGCAACCAGUGUCAAGAUCUGUGACGUGGAAGAAGCAGACAAAGAAGACGUGGAUAAGGCAGUGCAGGCAGCCAAGGCGGCCCAGCAGAGAGACUCUCCUUGGAGAAGAAUGGACGCAUCCAGUCGUGGACGUCUGCUGCACAAACUGGCUGACCUGAUGGAGAAGAACAGGCUCCUGCUCGCAACCUUGGAAACUCUGGAUACAGGGAAACCUUUCCUGCAGUCCUUCUUUGUUGACCUGGAAGGCAGCAUAAGGACUCUUCGCUACUAUGCCGGCUGGGCUGAUAAGAUCAAUGGCAAAAGUUUGCCCGUAGAUGAGACAUUUGUGUGUUUCACCAAACACGAGCCGGUUGGUGUGUGCGGUGCCAUCAUCCCGUGGAACUUUCCUCUUCUGAUGUUCACAUGGAAGAUAGCGCCGUCCCUGAGCUGUGGAAACACUGUUGUCAUCAAACCAGCGGAGCAGACCCCCCUCACAGCCCUUCAUGUUGGAUCGCUCAUUAAAGAGGCAGGUUUCCCUCCUGGAGUUGUCAACAUUGUGCCAGGCUUUGGUCCCACAGCCGGGGCAGCCAUUGCCAGCCAUAUGGAUGUGGACAAAGUGGCGUUCACUGGCUCUACGGAGGUUGGGCAGCUUAUCAAAGAAGCAGCAGCCAAAAGUAACCUGAAAAGAGUAACACUGGAGCUCGGAGGGAAGAAUCCAUGCAUUGUGUUUGCCGACUGCAACUUGCAGCUGGCGGUGGAAGAAACCCAGAAAGGAGCAUUCUACAACCAGGGACAGUGCUGCACAGCUGCUUCACGCAUCUUUGUGGAAGAAAGCAUUUACGAAGAGUUUGUGCGUCGAAGUGUAGAAAAUGCCAAGAAGAUUGUGACAGGAGACCCACUGGACCCCCAGACAACCCACGGGCCACAGAUCAACCAGCAGCAGUUUGACAGAGUGCUGGAGCUGAUAGAGAGCGGCAGAAAGGACGGAGCCCGGCUGGAGUUUGGAGGAGCAGCUGUGGGGGAGAAAAGCCUCUUCAUUCAACCCACCAUCUUCUCUCAGGUCCAAGACCACAUGAGGAUCGCCAAGGACGAGAUCUUUGGUCCAGUCCAGUGUCUGUUGAGCUUUAAGACCCAGCAGGAGGUCAUAUUGAGGGCCAACAGCUCCAAGUACGGCCUCGUGUCUGCCAUCUUCACCACGAACCUGGACCGCGCCCUGGACGUCUCUGCAGCACUGAAGACAGGGACCGUCUGGGUAAACUGUUUUAACGCCCUUCAUGUCCAGGCUCCCUUUGGAGGAUAUAAGAUGUCUGGCAAUGGAAGAGAACUGGGUGAGUAUGCACUGGCUGAGUAUUCAGAGGUGAAGGCAGUGACCAUCAAAUUGAGGGACACACUUUGAGGACAAACUGGA
This is a messenger RNA of Thalassophryne amazonica, 1600 nucleotides long. RefSeq names its product aldehyde dehydrogenase 1 family, member A3 (gene aldh1a3). Bases 74 to 1588 code for a protein of 504 amino acids. The record is from RefSeq and is a predicted model, not a curated record. Lineage: Eukaryota; Metazoa; Chordata; Actinopteri; Batrachoidiformes; Batrachoididae. Gene Ontology annotation, molecular function: aldehyde dehydrogenase (NAD+) activity. The transcript is spliced from 13 exons.